Arvicola amphibius (Eurasian water vole) is the source of this 765-nucleotide messenger RNA. RefSeq names its product myeloblastin. NCBI's taxonomy places the organism in Eukaryota, Metazoa, Chordata, Mammalia, Rodentia, Cricetidae. The transcript is spliced from 5 exons. The coding region runs from base 1 to 765 and encodes 254 amino acids. The record is from RefSeq and is a predicted model, not a curated record. Gene Ontology annotation, molecular function: serine-type endopeptidase activity. Gene Ontology annotation, biological process: proteolysis.
AUGGCCAGAAACCACCCAUCCCCCUGCUGGGUCCAUCCCUUCCUCCUGCUUGCCCUGGUCUUUGGCGGUGCAGUCCGGGCCUCCCAGAUCGUGGGUGGACACGAGGCUCAGCCCCAUUCUCGGCCUUAUAUGGCCUCCCUGCAGCUGAGCAGGUCCCCUGGGAGCCACUUCUGUGGUGGCACGCUGAUCCACCCGCGGUUCGUGCUGACGGCGGCCCACUGCCUGCAGGACAUCCCCUGGCAGCUCGUGACGGUGGUGCUGGGUGCCCACGACCUGCAAAGCCAGGAGCCUGAGCAGCAGAAAUUCACCAUCGUUCAGGUCUUCGAGAACAACUACAACCCUGAGGAGAACCUCAACGAUGUACUGCUCAUUCAGCUGAACCGGCCAGCCUCCUUGGGCGAGAAGGUGGCGCUGGCCUCUCUGCCCCAGCAGGGCCAGUCGCUGUCCCAGGGCACCCAGUGCCUGGCCAUGGGCUGGGGCCGCCUGGGCACCCGCGCGCCCACGCCACGCGUGCUGCAGGAGCUGAACGUCACGGUGGUCACCUUCCUGUGCCGGGAACACAACGUGUGCACGCUGGUGCCACGGCGGGCAGCUGGCAUUUGCUUCGGAGACUCGGGCGGCCCCUUGAUUUGUGAUGGCUUUCUCCACGGAGUCGACUCCUUCGUGAUCCGGGAAUGCGCUUCCCUCCAGUUCCCCGAUUUCUUCGCCCGGGUGUCCAUGUACGUGGAUUGGAUCCACAUGGUGCUCCGGGGCGUUGAGCGCUGA